Messenger RNA from Maudiozyma barnettii, 1194 nucleotides. It is a transcript of the gene TOH1, whose product is annotated as Toh1p. The record is from RefSeq and is a predicted model, not a curated record. The transcript has a single exon. NCBI's taxonomy places the organism in Eukaryota, Fungi, Ascomycota, Saccharomycetes, Saccharomycetales, Saccharomycetaceae. Bases 1 to 1194 code for a protein of 397 amino acids. Gene Ontology annotation, cellular component: fungal-type cell wall.
AUGCAAUUAACUCAAUCAUAUGGUCUAUUAGCUGCAGCUUCAGCUUUAUUAGCUUCAAGUGUAUCUGCACAAAAGGCUUACGAAGAACUUUCCUUCGCUAAUGUUGGUUUUGCAGGUACUUACUUCCCAGUGAAGAAGCUCUCAGAUGUCACCAGUGAAAGUAAAUGUACUUGUGAAAGAGGUUCUGCUACUUGGUUCUCUGGUACUAAUGCCCCAUUGGCCGACCAUUUAUCCGUUCAUUUCCGUGGUCCUUUAAGCUUAUCCAAAUUCGCGUUUUAUACAGCUUCAUCCUUUGCUAUUGAUAACAAUGGUAACUCUUCAGAUUGGACCCGUGAUGCUUAUUACGAUGCUUCUUCUCAAACAAGUGAAAACUUGACCUUUUUAACUAGAGCAGGUUCCAGUUCUCCAUGCCUAGGUAAUGCUCUUUCUUACGCUUCAAGUAACGGUACUGGUUACGCCUCUGAAUCAACCGUCUUAGCCUCUGAUAACUAUAUUAGUUCUGAUGCUGAGUUUACCAUUUUCUCUAAUACUGCUUGUCCAAAGUCUGGUUACAGUAAAGGUUGUGGUGUCUACAGAGAUGAUAUCCCAGCUUACUAUGGUUUCGGUGGUACUACAAAGAUGUUCUUAUUUGAAUUCGAAAUGCCAACUGAAAAACAAUCCAAUAGUUCUACUUUUGAAUAUUUUGAUAUGCCUGCGAUUUGGUUAUUGAACGAUCACAUUCCAAGAACUUCCCAAUAUCCAACUAACUCUAACUGUUCCUGUUGGUCUAGUGGGUGUGGUGAAUUCGAUAUCUUUGAAGUCAUGAACGGUACUGAAAGAAACCAUCUAUAUUCUACAUUCCAUACUUUCCAAGGGAUUGAGGAUCUAGGUACUGGUAUUCAAUCCGGUGGUUACAUUGCUAGAGAUACUAGUAGUACCAUGAUGGGUGGUGUAAUCUUUGACUCUGAUGGUAAUACUGUAGUAUUUGUCUCUGACUCUACUACUUUUGAUUCUACUGUGACUUACGAACAAGUCAGCAAGUGGUUAAGUGGUGUCUCCAAGACUGAGGAAUUAUCUACUACUUUGAUGACCAUCUCUGCUACUGCACCAACUACUACUUCAAAGUCUAAUGCAGUCUCUUUCUCAAGAUUAUCUAACGAUUUCGUUUACUAUCUAUUUGCUUUGGUUGCUGGUGUCUUCCAAGUUAUUAUGUGA